UUCCCUCCGGCGAGUCAGCGCGAUGGUGAAUUUCCGUUUCCGGUGGCUUCCAUGCGGACUUGAGGAGUUGCGAUUUGUGUUCCGAUUCAGUGCCUGGCUGUGGUUAGAGUUACUUGUUAUUGGUAAAUAGCCACUAUGGAGGCUAAGGACCAGAAGAAACACAGAAAGAAAAACAGUGGGCCCAAAGCUCAAAAGAAAAAGAAUCGGCAUCUGCAGGAUCUCCAGCUAGGAGACGAAGAAGAUGCCCGGAAGAGAAAUCCCAAAGCCUUUGCAGUUCAGUCUGCUGUGCGGAUGGCUCGAUCCUUUCACAGAACUCAGGAUUUGAAGACAAAAAAGCAUCAUAUUCCAGUGGUUGAUCGAACUCCACUAGAGCCCCCGCCAAUCGUGGUGGUCGUGAUGGGGCCUCCAAAAGUUGGAAAAAGCACUUUGAUACAAUGCCUCAUUCGGAACUUCACCCGGCAGAAGUUGACGGAGAUCAGAGGCCCGGUGACAGUCGUGUCAGGUAAAAAGCGCAGACUCACCAUUAUUGAAUGUGGAUGUGACAUUAACAUGAUGAUUGAUCUGGCUAAAGUAGCAGAUCUGGUACUGAUGCUUAUAGAUGCCAGCUUUGGGUUUGAAAUGGAAACGUUUGAGUUUCUAAACAUCUGUCAAGUACACGGCUUUCCUAAAAUUAUGGGAGUUCUCACCCACCUCGACUCCUUCAAGCAUAAUAAACAACUGAAGAAGACAAAGAAGCGAUUAAAACACAGGUUCUGGACAGAAGUUUACCCGGGUGCAAAGCUGUUCUACCUUUCUGGAAUGGUGCAUGGAGAAUAUCAAAACCAAGAAAUCCACAACCUGGGCCGUUUUAUUACAGUUAUGAAGUUUAGGCCUCUCACAUGGCAAACUUCUCACGCUUAUAUCCUGGCAGACAGGAUGGAAGAUUUGACAAACCCAGACGAUAUCCGAACAAACAUCAAAUGUGACCGGAAAGUGUCUCUUUAUGGUUAUUUAAGAGGAGCACACUUGAAAAAUAAAAGCCAGAUUCACAUGCCAGGUGUAGGAGAUUUCACCGUGAGUGACGUCAGUUUCCUCCCAGACCCUUGUGCUCUUCCUGAACAACAGAAGAAGCGCUGUUUAAAUGAGAAGGAGAAGCUGGUUUAUGCGCCUCUUUCUGGAGUUGGGGGUGUGCUGUAUGACAAAGACGCUGUAUAUGUUGACCUUGGUGGCAGCCACGGUUUUCAGGCAUCGGAUGAGGUGGGGUCCACCCAUGAGCUGGUCCAGAGUCUCAUCUCCACCCAUUCCACCAUUGAUGCCAAGAUGGCUUCAAGUCGAAUGAUGCUGUUUUCUGAUUCCAAGGCACUUGGGUCAGAGGAUAUAGAUAAUCAAGGGUAAGUCUGCUUUUUUUCUAUUUUUAAUAAAAGGAUGUAUUACAGAAGAUGCGUAGUUCUGCCAUCAGAACACAUUUUGGUGGGAUUAAUUCCAGAUUGUUUUGUU
This is a messenger RNA of Cebus imitator (Panamanian white-faced capuchin), 1476 nucleotides long. Its product is annotated as ribosome biogenesis protein BMS1 homolog. The record is from RefSeq and is a predicted model, not a curated record. Gene Ontology annotation, biological process: ribosome biogenesis; maturation of SSU-rRNA from tricistronic rRNA transcript (SSU-rRNA, 5.8S rRNA, LSU-rRNA); endonucleolytic cleavage of tricistronic rRNA transcript (SSU-rRNA, 5.8S rRNA, LSU-rRNA). Gene Ontology annotation, molecular function: GTPase activity; GTP binding; U3 snoRNA binding. NCBI's taxonomy places the organism in Eukaryota, Metazoa, Chordata, Mammalia, Primates, Cebidae. Gene Ontology annotation, cellular component: 90S preribosome; nucleus. Bases 136 to 1374 code for a protein of 412 amino acids. The transcript has 9 exons.